AAUUCCUUUGGUAGAGUUCAAGGUAGACCCCAGAUGCAGACAUUUUACCAUAUGAGCACCUGACUCUCCAGUGGUUGAUAGUGAUUGAGGAACGCAGAUCAUACGAAGAGGAGAGCCCUCAAACCACACAACAUGGGAGAUCUUGGCUUCCUCUCCAAGUUGCUGGAGAAAGUCCAGCAGCACUCCACCAUCAUCGGCAAGGUGUGGAUGACCGUCCUGUUCGUCUUCCGGAUCAUGGUGCUGGGCGCUGCGGCGGAGAAGGUGUGGGGCGACGAACAGUCCAAGAUGAUAUGCAACACCAAACAGCCCGGUUGCAAGAACGUGUGCUACGACAAGGCCUUCCCCAUCUCCCACAUUCGCCUGUGGGUCAUGCAGAUCAUCUUCGUGUCCGCCCCAACCCUGGUCUACCUGGGCCACGUCAUCCACAUCACCCACAAGGAGAACAAGCUCAGGGAGAAGAUCAAGAGCAGGGCGGAGAAGAGCGGCCAGAAGGUGCCCAAGUACACCGAGGAAGGGGGCAAAGUUCACAUCAGGGGAAGCCUCUUGGGGAGCUACAUGACCAGCCUGGUGUUCAAGAUGAUCCUGGAGGCGGCGUUCAUCGUGGGCCAGUACUACCUCUACGGGUUUGUGUUCACGCCGCAGAUCGUGUGCGAGGGGGAUCCCUGCCCCUUCAAGGUGGAGUGCUUCAUGUCUCGGCCGACGGAGAAGACCAUCUUCAUCAUCUUCAUGCUGGCGGUGUCCUGCGUGUCCCUGCUGUUGACUGUGGUGGAGAUCUUCUACCUGAUGUUCAGGAGAAGCGGCCGUCCAAUGCAGCCGGUCAGCUACAGUGCAGCGACGUAUUGACACCACACUGCACUUCAGAAGGUCCAGAGUAUACGUGCCCAGUGACUCUUGGCGUGUACAUGUAAGGUGCAUUAGGGAAAACAAAGACACAGGAUUGACUUAUAUUUAUUAACCAAAUGGAGUCUGUGAACGGGGUGACUGUAAAGAACUGUAUAAAAUGAAAAACUAAUAUAUAAUGAAGAUGUAACAUGAAACGGACACACACACACACACAUUGGAGAAAACAACACUUGUGAUUGGAGUCAAAAAUGGGCAAUUAAGUAUUAAUACAAAGAUUAUGACUACAUACGGGUUUAAAAAUAUAUAAUAACGCUUUUGGGAAUAAAGAUGCAACAUUCACAUGAAUCUAUGUGUGACUGAGAAAAAAUGUGCAUAUCAUUUAACUUUUUUUUGGACAAUCUUCAUGUUAGAAACUGGUCAUGUAAAUAUGUGCUGUGGUUUUAUUUUUUAUAUUGUUAGUGUGUUGUACUAUUUUUGACUUUUUUAAAAUAAAGGUUUAACAUUCUUUUCGAUAUA
Molecule: messenger RNA, 1359 nt
Organism: Engraulis encrasicolus (European anchovy)
Lineage: Eukaryota; Metazoa; Chordata; Actinopteri; Clupeiformes; Engraulidae
Product: gap junction Cx32.2 protein-like
Exons: 2
Coding region: 133-843 (236 amino acids)
Biological process (GO): cell-cell signaling
Cellular component (GO): connexin complex
Molecular function (GO): gap junction channel activity
Source: RefSeq, a predicted model, not a curated record